AUGUCACCUGGACCUUCCUCUACAGCCACAGAAAAACCAGGAUCAGCACGAUCCAAGUUGGCCUGUGCUGCAUGUCGCUCAAACAAGGUGCGAUGUCUGCGGAAUGAAGGGCUGGAUUAUGCUUGUAUGCGAUGCUUGCGUUACGGAUUGGCGUGUACGCCGCCUGCUGUGAACAAACGUCGGGGUCGGCCUCGUCGGACCAGUGGUAACGACAACGACACCAUGCUGUCCUACACCACUUCCCCAACCAACGCAUCUUCGAGCACAGUGUUUAAUCCCUCUUUGAUACAACCUAUGCACGUGGGAUUCACCAACCCUCUUGUAACCAAUACUCACACAACUCACUUCACAACAUCCGUCCUGAAUCCUAUCUCUCACAGUCCUAAUGAUCGACUACUGAACGGUAAUAAAGUAUUGUCCAACUCGUCUCAGCAAAAAUCUACCAAUCGUGGUCCUUCGCAGGACGGCGCGUUGUUACAAUCUGGAAUCCAAGCAUCACCACUAUCAUCAGACGUAGACGGGAAUGGCACACAUCGGAUGAUCCUGUCAACCUCAUGGUUCCAUGACCGGUUGAACCCAUUGGUGGCUGUACUGGAUCCAAAGCUGCAUACAAUACAACACCUGCGUAAUACCAGCACCGUCCUUUUCAGUGCUGUACUCACCGCUGCCAGUCGUUUCGCACGGCCUGAAUUGCAUAACAUCCUUCUUUCCCAUACUCAAACUCUACUUAAUCGUGCCAUCAACGGUGGAGCUGCUGAAGCUGGGAUCGUCCAGACUAUAAUGAUCUUGGUGUAUUGGAAGUUGCCUGCGGAUACAUCGGCAUGGCGAAAGAUUGGCAUAGCCAUUCGCAUAGGUUAUCAGUUGUACUGGCACGUGCCAAGGACUCAGCGGCUACCAGAUGACGAGAUGGCAGCGAGGAAGAUAUUGAACGUUGAGAGAACCUGGAUGUGUUUCGAUAGAGGCCUAAGUCAGACGUAUGGCUUGCCAGUCGCUAUACAGCCGAAUCAUAUGAUGGACGCUCUGACCUGGGCAAGGGAGCAUACAUAUCUUGGACCUUCAGUGGAUGUUCACUUGGCCUCGUCCAUCGAACUCUGCAGGUUGAAGGACCAGUGGCGCGCCAUAUGCGAAUCAACAUUCCACUCAUCCGCAUAUAGCGAAACGGCUCUGGAGAACAUCCACGCGCAAUGUGAAGCUCUGCUAAGGAGGUAUUGGCGGAAAGAAGAUCCACCCCCUGGUUUCGACUACGAGAAAGAACAUGUCGGUUUAUGGGCGACACUUGACUUCAUGCUCACUCUCAAACGUCACCAGCUGGAGACAGCGCCAAACGACCCAUACCGCGUCGACGCAUGUUUGUCUUACGCAUCAAGGAUCACCGAUGAGAUCGAUGCUGUGGCCAAUAAUGGGGACUUGGAGAUCAUGCAGGAUACAAGCUCCAUCAUGGCUUCGUCUUUGACGGUUCUCAUGCGAAAGAUCUUCCACCUAGCCAGCGUUUCUCAAAAACUCCUCAUUAUCAAUCUCCUACAACGCAUCCUCGCUUCGUACACCAGGGCAUCGGGUACGGAGCUGAACACUGCCCAGGCUUAUGUGGCUCGAUUCGUGCAGAGAACGUUACGGGCAAUUGGCAUGGAAUCUCAAGCAGGAUCUCCGCUUGCCCGUGAAGUGGUCAACGGAGACAAUAUCAUGGGUACUGAUGACCAGCCGGACUUUAUGACACAGUUGCAAGAAUUGAUGAUGAUCCCUGACGAGCCGACGGGGACGAACGAUGAGGAUUAUUGGUAA
Messenger RNA from Kwoniella shivajii, 1779 nucleotides. RefSeq lists its product as uncharacterized. The record is from RefSeq and is a predicted model, not a curated record. The transcript is spliced from 17 exons. Gene Ontology annotation, molecular function: DNA-binding transcription factor activity, RNA polymerase II-specific; transcription cis-regulatory region binding; zinc ion binding. Bases 1 to 1779 code for a protein of 592 amino acids. Gene Ontology annotation, cellular component: nucleus. Lineage: Eukaryota; Fungi; Basidiomycota; Tremellomycetes; Tremellales; Cryptococcaceae. Gene Ontology annotation, biological process: regulation of DNA-templated transcription.